AUGUAUCCAUGUUCGUGCGCGUGCUGGUUUGACGACGAGAAUGCAGCGGCCAUUCUUUACAAGCCGAUAUCUCACGAACACAUUAUGCAUCGGACUGUUAACGAUGGAUAUCUCACUCCCGAGACUAUUAAAGCUUCAUCUGACGCAGAGGAUGUUGUCUACGCAAGCGUUAUCGCCACGAUAUUCAGGUAUGGAGGGAGGCGAUAUUCACUAAAUAUCAGGUGCACCGCCGGGGCGAAUGUCACCGCACCAAGCUGGGGUCGCACCGUCGGGAUUAUCGACUUUACAAGCGCCCUGCGAUCGCAUUGGCGCGUUGCAAGCACGCAGCCGAUAAAUCACCGUCCGCAACGAUUUUAUUGGCCGCAUAUUUUAACGGUCCGCGUCCGACCAGCCGCCUGGAACCAGACGCCGUUGGUCGCGUUCAGCCAACGC
This is a messenger RNA of Iphiclides podalirius (scarce swallowtail), 432 nucleotides long. Lineage: Eukaryota; Metazoa; Arthropoda; Insecta; Lepidoptera; Papilionidae. The record is from the annotation of a GenBank genome assembly.